Messenger RNA from Gorilla gorilla gorilla (western lowland gorilla), 7424 nucleotides. RefSeq names its product protocadherin gamma-C4. The record is from RefSeq and is a predicted model, not a curated record. Lineage: Eukaryota; Metazoa; Chordata; Mammalia; Primates; Hominidae. Gene Ontology annotation, molecular function: calcium ion binding. Gene Ontology annotation, biological process: homophilic cell-cell adhesion. Gene Ontology annotation, cellular component: plasma membrane. The coding region runs from base 2835 to 5624 and encodes 929 amino acids. The transcript has 4 exons.
AAAUAAAUAAAUAAAUAAAUAAAUAAAUAUCAGAAAAGUAGAUAAAAUUUGUAUUAAUGAUAACAUGUAGCAUUCUAAAGUCUGGAAAGUUUGUGUCAAGCCAUGUAGUUACUGGAUAUGUGGGCUUGUUGAGAGAAGAAAUCAGUGUAAAGGAACCUUAAAGUUGGGCUUUGUUCUGUGAUGUAAAGCCUCCAAAGAGUUACAUACUGCUGCACUCAAUAAAUGUAAAUAUGUCACACACCUGGCAUCUUCUGUUAUAGAUAAACCCUUUACUUAUUAGAAUCAAUACCUACUGAAAUGUUAGCGUUUCUUUAAGUGUAGGUGCAAUUCUUCUUUAUUACUUGAGUUUAAGGUUGUAUUUGAAAAAAAAGAACUCAACUUAAAGAUGGUUCAAAAUUUUAAACUUCAUAUCUAACGUAUGUGCUCAUCUUAAAUUAAUAGAUUUGUCUUAAUGAAAUACUGGUCUAUGUGCCUCAAAUUCCAAGAGGAUGUGUUAUGUAAUGAAAGAACUACUAGAUUUCCCUUCUACAUCUGAUUUGCUGAAGAUGAUUUUCAGAUGCUUCUUAUUAAAAUAUUCUUAAUCCUUCAAAUUUUGUACUUUUAACACCUUGAGCAUCAGCUUCAAAUAAUGACUAAAUAAGGGGAAAAGGUAAUAAAAUAUUACAAAUGGGAUAGUAAGCUACAUUACUCAACCACAUGAAAGGUUAAUUGACACAUUAAAGAACCUAAGACCACUUGAUUUUUAUUUUUUAAACAUUCUUAAAGAGCAUUCAAGUAUAUCUAUAUCUAUAUACAUAUACACACACGUAUAUAUACACACAUACACACACACAAACACACAUACAUACACACAUGGACAUUCUGACCAAAAUGUAAAAUGUACAAACUCACCGAAUAGUGAAUGCAUCCAAAGAGUAACAAGAGAAUCUAUACAGUAGGUGUUGACAUCAUUCACUCCUAUGUGAAAACUUGCUUUUUCAUUUUUUUUAAAAGAAAAUGUUAUAUGCUUCUUAGGGUAGGGUGUUUGGGAAAAAAGUAAAGGUUAUAGAUUUGGGUACAUUUCCUCUGAGUUAAAUGUUUUAUGCAAUGGAAAAAUAUCUUUAAACCCUCUAUAAACUACUAACAGACUAUAAAAUGCUUGAUCCAUACAUUUUGAAUGUAUGCACUGUAUAUACCAUAUACUUUUAAAUAUCUGAAUCUUUAGUUUUAUAUGUGUUCUGAAGAAUAAUUUUUCAUACUAAUUGAAGUGUUCAUACAAUGAACACUUGGCAUUGUGUUGGAAGGCACUUGCUUUGGAAUGUUUUGGAGCAAAGUCUUGAGUCAGUUAUAUUUUUGAUGCUUGUAUAAAGGUGACAAUGAGUGGCUGUCUAGAAUUCUGGAUACUGAGAGUAGUUUAAGAUGCUAUAAUGCUUUUCCACUAUAAGGUGAAUUCGGUGUGGAACUCAUUGCUUAUUGCUGCACACUUGUCUAGUUUUAGAGUAACAAUACAUUAUGUAGGCUAAAGAUAAUUUCUUUAGGAAGAUUUUCUGGUUUGAAAAUGGAAUUAAAACUGUAAGACACCUGUCAGAAACAUGGAAAAUGGCAUGUUAUUGACCAGAGAAAAGUGUAAAUAACAAAAAGUUAGGAUGAUCAGAUGGUAAACUGGGGACCAAGGAAAAGUGGACAGGAAGAUUACUUAUAUAAUUAAAUAAUAUAAUUAUAAGGACUUACAAUUCACUCCCCAAUCCUAAUAACGCAUCAUUGUUAGGCUACUUGAGAAGAAACAGUACAUUUCAGGACAAUUGUGAUGUAGUAUGAAAAAACAUCCUUUGUAAAAGUUUUUCAUUUGGGCCAGGGUGGUUCAUGACUAUAAUCCCAGCAAUUUGGGACGCUAAGGUGGGAUGAUUGCUUAAAGCCAGGUGUUCUAGCCCAGCCUGGGCAACAUAGUGAAACCCCACCCCUAUAGAAAAAAAAAGUUUUCAAUCAUACUUAUUUAAUUAAAAGUAGACACUUGGAAACAAAGGAAAAGAGACCCUCUUGCUUUUUACUAUACUUCUAUUUUAUAAGGUCGAUCAUUUCCUCAUUACCUUUAACUUCUUUUGGGGGGAGAUAAUAAAGAUAAAAGAGAAGAAAGUGAAACAUGGAAUAAAACUAAAAGCUAUGACAUUAUAACUUUUAGAAGUUAGAAGUAAAGGAAAUAGAAUGCAAUAAGAAUACACGUGAAGCUGAUAUUUCAAGCCUCUUUAUACUACGUCUUCUGCCAUCACCAAAAAUAGCUUUCAUUUGUAUGAUUUUCUAUGUAUUAUUUUAUUUGGCCCUCAUUUCUACUAGAGUAAGCAGAGAAGAUAUUAUUAUGACCAUUUUAUAAAAAUGGAAACUAAAAACGUGACGUGAUUGAGCAAGAUUAUCUCUGCCCUUUGACAAGUAAAAGGUACUUGAUUUGGAUGGAUAAAGCUCAAAUUAAAAGAAAUAACAGACUAAAGAUAUAGUAAGUAUAUUUAAUGUUUUUUAAAAGUCCUUUUAAAAUGGGAAGAAAGUAUCACUAUCAGUACACUGCCGAUUUUUCUCCUAACUGGCUCCUUAUUUGGAGCUGAUUUAGUCACCAUUAAUGCAAUUCUGCAGCAGAGGCGCCGGGUGCCGCUCUUGGCUAGUGCUGUGCAAAAUAUUGGCUCCUCCCGCCGCAGCCAACUCGGAAGAAAAGUGCACUCUCUAUCAGGCUUCCUGCAGCGGAGACACCCAUUAGAGAACCCAAGCACCAAGACAAAGCAAAUACUUGGUCCUGCUCGGAGAACUCUUGGGAUUAUUUAAAGAUCUCCUCUCCUCGGAUUUAGAAAGGCAAAGGCGCAGAGAGCGGGAUGGGAAAUAGCUCCGGAUGGAGGGGCCCAGCAGGGCAGAGGCGAAUGCUAUUUCUCUUCCUGCUCUCUUUGUUAGGCCAGGCGCUCUCCGAACCGAUCCGCUACGCUAUUCCCGAGGAGCUGGACAGGGGCUCGCUGGUAGGGAACCUCGCCAAGGACCUGGGGUUUGGCGUGGGGGAUUUACCUACUAGGAACCUGCGGGUUAUUGCAGAGAAGAAAUUCUUUACCGUGAGCCCCGAAAAUGGGAACUUACUUGUGAGCGACCGUAUAGACCGAGAGGAGAUUUGUGGCAAGAAGUCGACGUGUGUUCUGGAAUUUGAAAUGGUUGCUGAAAAGCCUUUAAACUUUUUUCAUGUAACUGUGCUGAUCCAGGAUAUUAACGACAACCCACCGACCUUUAGGCAAAAUAUCACUGAGCUGGAAAUCAGCGAACUGGCACUCACUGGAGCCACAUUUGCCCUGGAAUCUGCGCAAGAUCCUGAUGUAGGUGUCAAUUCGCUGCAGCAGUACUACCUCAGCCCUGAUCCGCACUUCUCUUUGAUUCAGAAGGAGAACCUGGAUGGCAGUAGGUACCCAGAGCUAGUACUGAAAGCACCCCUGGACAGGGAAGAGCAGCCACAUCACCACCUGGUCCUCACAGCUGUGGAUGGGGGCGAGCCCUCCAGAAGCUGUACCACCCAGAUCAGGGUAAUUGUCGCAGAUGCAAAUGAUAACCCCCCAGUAUUUACUCAGGACAUGUACAGGGUCAAUGUUGCAGAGAACCUGCCCGCUGGCUCCUCGGUAUUAAAAGUGAUGGCCAUUGACAUGGAUGAGGGCAUCAAUGCCGAAAUCAUCUAUGCCUUCAUCAAUAUUGGUAAGGAAGUGAGACAACUGUUCAAGCUGGACAGUAAAACGGGGGAGCUCACCACUAUUGGAGAACUGGACUUUGAAGAGAGAGAUAGCUACACAAUUGGGGUGGAAGCAAAGGAUGGUGGACAUCACACUGCAUAUUGUAAAGUACAGAUAGAUCUUUCAGAUGAAAAUGACAAUGCCCCGGAGAUAACCCUGGCUUCUGAAUCCCAACAUAUACAAGAAGAUGCUGAGCUGGGGACUGCCGUUGCCCUGAUCAAAACACAUGAUCUAGAUUCUGGAUUUAAUGGAGAAAUCCUAUGCCAACUAAAAGGAAAGUUCCCCUUUAAAAUCGUUCAAGAUACCAAAAACACAUACAGGUUGGUGACAGAUGGAGCCCUGGACCGGGAGCAGAUCCCAGAAUACAAUGUGACGAUCACAGCUACCGACAAAGGCAAUCCACCGCUCUCCUCCAGCAAGACCAUCACUCUGCACAUCCUUGACGUCAACGACAACGUUCCCGUUUUCCACCAGGCCUCCUACACCGUGCAUGUAGCUGAGAACAAUCCGCCUGGAGCCUCCAUUGCGCAUGUCAGCGCCUCGGAUCCCGACUUGGGACCUAAUGGCCUUGUCUCCUACUACAUCGUGGCCAGUGACCUGGAGCCGCGGGAGCUGUUGUCCUACGUGUCAGUGAGCGCGCGGAGCGGGGUGGUGUUCGCGCAGCGAGCCUUCGACCACGAGCAGCUGCGUGCCUUCGAGCUCACUCUGCAGGCCCGCGACCAGGGCUCGCCUACGCUCAGCGCCAACGCGAGCCUGCGCGUGUUGGUGGACGACCGCAACGACAAUGCACCGCGGAUGCUGUACCCAGCUCUGGGGCCCGACGGCUCCGCGCUCUUCAAUAUGGUGCCGCGCUCUGCAGAGCCUGGCUACCUGGUGACCAAGGUGGUGGCGGUGGACGCAGACUCGGGAUACAACGCCUGGCUGUCCUACCACAUUGUGCAGGCCAGCGAGCCCGGGCUGUUCAGCCUGGGGCUGCGCACGGGUGAGGUGCGCACGGCGCGUACCUUGGGCGACAGGGAGGCCGCCCGCCAGCGCCUGCUGGUCACUGUGCGUGAUGGAGGACAGCCGCCUCUUUCAGCCACCGUCACGCUGCACCUAAUCUUCGCAGAUAGCUUGCAAGAGAUACAACCUGACCUUAGCGACCGCCCCACUCCCUCUGACCCUCAGGCGGAGCUACAGUUUCACCUAGUAGUGGCGUUGGCCUUGAUCUCAGUGCUCUUUCUCCUCGCGGUGAUUCUGGCAAUCUCCCUGCGCCUGCGACGCUCCUCCAGAGCCGCCACUGAGGGCUACUUUCAGCCUGGUGUCUGCUUCAAGACUGUACCUGGAGUUCUCCCCACCUACAGCGAAAGGACUUUGCCUUAUUCCUACAAUCUGUGUGCUGCCUCACAUUCCUCAAACACCGAGUUUAAAUUUCUCAAUAUAAAGGCUGAAAAUGCUGCACCACAAGAUCUUCUAUGUGAUGAAGCGUCUUGGUUUGAAAGUAAUGACAAUCCAGAAAUGCCUUCUAAUUCAGGCAAUUUGCAAAAGCAAGCCCCGCCCAACACGGACUGGCGUUUCUCUCAGGCCCAGAGACCCGGCACCAGCGGCUCCCAAAAUGGCGAUGACACCGGCACCUGGCCCAACAACCAGUUUGACACAGAGAUGCUGCAAGCCAUGAUCUUGGCCUCCGCCAGUGAAGCUGCUGAUGGGAGCUCCACCCUGGGAGGGGGUGCCGGCACCAUGGGAUUGAGCGCCCGCUACGGACCCCAGUUCACCCUGCAGCACGUGCCCGACUACCGCCAGAAUGUCUACAUCCCAGGCAGCAAUGCCACACUGACCAACGCAGCUGGCAAGCGGGAUGGCAAGGCCCCAGCAGGUGGCAAUGGCAACAAGAAGAAGUCGGGCAAGAAGGAGAAGAAGUAACAUGGAGGCCAGGCCAAGAGCCACAGGGCGGCCUCCCCCCAACCAGCCCAGCUUCUCCUUACCUGUACCCAGGCCUCAGAGUUUCAGGGCUAACCCCCAGAAUACUGGUAGGAGCCAAGGCCAUGCUCCCCUUGGGAAACAGAAACAAGUGCCCAGUCAACACCCACCCCCUUCCCCCCAGGGGGUUGAAUAUGCAAAAGGAGUUCUGCUGGGAACCCCCAUCCAAUCAAUUGCUGUACCCAUGGGGGUAGUGGGGUUAGUGUAGACACCAAGAGCCAUUUGCCACACCCCGUUUAGUUACAGCUGAACUCCUCCAUCUUCCAAAUCAGUCAGGCCCAUCCAUCCCAUGCCUCCCUCCUCCCCACCCCACUCCAACAGUUCCUCUUUCCUGAGUAAGGUGGUUGGGGUGUUGAAGUACCAAGUAACCUACAAGCCUCCUAGUUCUGAAAAGUUGGAAGGGCAUCAUGACCUCUUGGCCUCUCCUUUGAUUCUCAAUCUUCCCCCAAAGCAUGGUUUGGUGCCAGCCCCUUCACCUCCUUCCAGAGCCUGAGAUCAAUGCUCAAGUUUUGGAGGACAUGAUCACCAUCCCCAUGGUACUGAUGCUUGCUGGAUUUAGGGAGGGCAUUUUGCUACCAAGCCUCUUCCCAACGCCCUGGGGACCAGUCUUCGGUUUUGUUUUUCAUUGUUUGACGUUUCCACUGCAUGCCGUGACUUCCCCCACCUCCUCCUCAAACAAGAGACUCCACUGCAUGUUCCAAGACAGUAUGGGGUGGUAAGAUAAAGAAGGGAAGUGUGUGGAUGUGGAUGGUGGGGGCAUGGACAAAGCUUGACACAUCAAGUUAUCAAGGCCUUGGAGGAGGCUCUGUAUGUCCUCAGGGGACUGACAACAUCCUCCAGAUUCCAGCCAUAAACCAAUAACUAGGCUGGACCCUUCCCACUACAUAAUAGGGCUCAGCCCAGGCAGCCAGCUUUGGGCUGAGCUAACAGGACCAAUGGAUUAAACUGGCAUUUCAGUCCAAGGAAGCUCGAAGCAGGUUUAGGACCAGGUCCCCUUGAGAGGUCAGAGGGGCCUCUGUGGGUGCUGGGUACUCCAGAGGUGCCACUGGUGGAAGGGUCAGCGGAGCCCCAGCAGGAAGGGUGGGCCAGCCAGGCCAUUCUUAGUCCCUGGGUUGGGGAGGCAGGGAGCUAGGGCAGGGACCAAAUGAACAGAAAGUCUCAGCCGAGGAUGGGGCUUCUUCAACAGGGCCCCUGCCCUCCUGAAGCCUCAGUCCUUCACCUUGCCAGGUGCCGUUUCUAUUCCGUGAAGGCCACUGCCCAGGUCCCCAGUGCGCCCCCUAGUGGCCAUAGCCUGGUUAAAGUUCCCCAGUGCCUCCUUGUGCAUAGACCUUCUUCUCCCACCCCCUUCUGCCCCUGGGUCCCCGGCCAUCCAGCGGGGCUGCCAGAGAACCCCAGACCUGCCCUUACAGUAGUGUAGCGCCCCCUCCCUCUUUCGGCUGGUGUAGAAUAGCCAGUAGUGUAGUGCGGUGUGCUUUUACGUGAUGGCGGGUGGGCAGCGGGCGGCGGGCUCCGCGCAGCCGUCUGUCCUUGAUCUGCCCGCGGCGGCCCGUGUUGUGUUUUGUGCUGUGUCCACGCGCUAAGGCGACCCCCUCCCCCGUACUGACUUCUCCUAUAAGCGCUUCUCUUCGCAUAGUCACGUAGCUCCCACCCCACCCUCUUCCUGUGUCUCACGCAAGUUUUAUACUCUAAUAUUUAUAUGGCUUUUUUUCUUCGACAAAAAAAUAAUAAAGUUUCUUCUGAAAA